Melozone crissalis (California towhee) is the source of this 1967-nucleotide messenger RNA. It is a transcript of the gene SRFBP1, whose product is annotated as serum response factor binding protein 1. NCBI's taxonomy places the organism in Eukaryota, Metazoa, Chordata, Aves, Passeriformes, Passerellidae. The record is from RefSeq and is a predicted model, not a curated record. The transcript is spliced from 8 exons. Gene Ontology annotation, cellular component: nucleus; 90S preribosome. The coding region runs from base 100 to 1416 and encodes 438 amino acids. Gene Ontology annotation, biological process: maturation of SSU-rRNA.
AUUCCGGGGCGGGGCCGCAGCCCCUGGGCGCCUGCGCGCGGUUUCGGUUCGUGCGGCGGCGUGCGGGGCUCGGAGCGGCCUGCGCGGCUCUGUGGCACCAUGGCUCCUGUGCUGAACCUCAACAACGAGGUUGUGAAGAUGAGAAAAGAUGUGAAGAAGGCCAGAGUCCUCACUAUUCGCAGACUAACCAGACACAUCGGGAAACUAAAAUCUAAAAAGGGUUCAGAAGACUUGAAAUUAAAGAACCAAAAACGAGUUGAGAGAUUAAUAGAAGAAAUCCAUGCCAUGAAGGAAAUAAAACCAGAUGAAGUUACCAGACUAGCUCUUAGGACAGAAGUUAAUUUUGAAAGUGUCUGCAAAAAGCCAAACUGUACUGCAGCUGAGCGAGCCAUGGCAAGACUUGCAACACACCCCACCUUGAAGCCCAGAUUUGUUGAGCUUAAAGCUGCUGUAAAAGCUUUUAAGGAUGCAAGAAAGAACCCAGACAAAGCCACUCCUAUGAAGAAGGAUCAGUCAGAAGAACAGCCUAAAUCAGCAAAACAUUCCAAUAACAACUUGGAUGACCAAGCUUGUAAGCGGCCUCAAAAACAGCAAAGAUGUGAACACAAAACAAAACCAGGCAUGAAAGUAGAAACUGAUGAAGUGGUUGAAGAGCUCUGUGAGAGCAAAUCUGAGCAGAAGACUCUGGAAAUGGAGAGAGCAAAUGCUCCAGAGGAACCUUCAUUUCAGGCAGGAAAAAUGCAAACAGUUACUCAAAACAAAGUAGGAAAGAAGCUUGACUAUCAAAAAAGGAAAGAAAAUAUGAGUAUGAACAAAUUAAAUGAAAUAAAAGAAAUAAUUGAUGAUAGUGAUCAAGAGCAUCCCAAUGAAAAGGAAUACUUUGAUGACAGUACUGAAGAGAGGUUUUAUAAUGAGUCAUCAGAUUCUGACAGUGACAGCAAUGAUGAUUUCUUCAUUGGAAAAGUAAAAAAGAAGAAAAAAGUAGCAGCAGUUAAUAAUUUUUCUUCAACAAAAGAAAAGGAUAGUGUUCAGAAAAAUGUAAUGAAAACAGAGAAGAGCAGAGUGUCUGGGACAGCACAGGAUUUGAUCAUGGAAGAGAGAAAGCCACUUGCAAAAGCAAGCAAGCUGGAGUCAGUGUUCUGCAGUUCUUUGUCUACCACCAAUCAGAAAUCUCAGAACAGAAGAAAUUCUAAAGACCAGCCUGUCAAAAAGGAAAGAACAAGUUUUCUUAAAAAUGAAACAAAGCUCAAGAAGAAGAAACCAUUUGCAAAAGCUUCGGGGGAAAUUACAUGCAACACUAAGAAAGCACCUUUGGAGCAGCCUCUUCAUCCUUCAUGGGAAGCAAGCAGGCGACGCAGGGAGCAGAUGUCUCAAAUUACAGCAUUCCAGGGGAAAAAGAUUAAAUUUGAUGACUAGACUAUAUGUAAAUGGAGGUUCUAAAAAAAAAUUUUCUGCAACUGCUGUUUGAACAUCUUUGUUAUACUGUCCAUAACAUUUGCAACCCACAAAAUUGCAACUAUUAUUAAUCUACAAAUUUGCAACUAUUAUUUACCAUCGUAGAACAUCAAGAUUGUUUCAUCCAUUGUUUGUGCUGUCUGUUGAUUAAUGUAUGGCCAUUUGGUGCUGGUUCAUAAGUCCCAUUAUGUAGUGCCACCAUUCAUGAAACAUACCCUGACGUGCAUAAAGGGUUUUUAGGAACAUAAUUUGUGCUCUGUAGGAAUAGUACAGAAUCUUUGGAGGGGGCUUUGUAAGGGGUUUUUUUUGUAUGUAAAAAAAUUUACUUUAUAUGAGAGUUUGGUUGUCAAAAGAAAGGUUCUAUAUUGUAUCUCAACUAAGACAAAGUAAAAGAUUCUUAAACUUGAAGACUUCAUAAAUUCAUCAGUGUAUCGGGUAGCUGGAAAAGUCAAUGUGUUUUAAGCAUAAUAUGGAAAUUUCUGGAGAGAAUAAAAUAUUGUUCUUUUAAAUUG